Molecule: messenger RNA, 1635 nt
Organism: Dermatophagoides pteronyssinus (European house dust mite)
Lineage: Eukaryota; Metazoa; Arthropoda; Arachnida; Sarcoptiformes; Pyroglyphidae
Product: nucleolar GTP-binding protein 2-like
Source: RefSeq, a predicted model, not a curated record
AUGUCAAUUUCCAAAAGAAAGGAAAGAUUACAGAAUGUAGGCAGACGCAAAGAUGAAAACGCGGUAAAAGUCCACCAUGGAUCGGAGAAAGCCAGUAAUUUUGGCCGAACCAAGUCUGUCAGCAAUAUUGUCAAACUGUACAAAGACAAGGGUGUCUUGCGUACAAAGUUGCAACCGCAUGAAGCGCCAGUAGUGCGGAUUGAACCAAGUAGAAAAUGGUUUAACAACACUCGCGUAGUAAGCCAAGAAAAACUCGAAAAAUACCGACAAACGCUAGAAAAUCACAAAGACGACCCCAUGAGUGUGAUGGUGAAACGCACAAAACUCCCUGUUUCGCUGUUCGACCAUUCAAACGAGAGCGACAACAAAAAAAGCAAAAACCUGCUUGCUUUGCAGAGUUUUUCCUCUACGUUUUCUUCUAAAACACGGCAGAAACAGCCUUUGCUUGGUUUUUCGAGCUUGGCCGACUUGUCCAGUAAAGCAGAAGAAGAAAGUACUAAAUAUUUGGAUAAAUUAAGCAAUCAGACCGAAGAAGAUCUAGGAAAGAAAGACGGGCCCAAACCACAACCAGACGCGAUACUGUCUAAAGGUACUUCGAAGAAUCUUUGGGGGGAGCUUUACAAAGUUGUAGACAGUUCUGACGUCGUGCUCGAAGUGUUAGACGCGCGCGACCCCAUGGGAACUCGUUGUUAUUAUUUAGAACAACAUAUCAAGAAAGACAGACCGUUCAAACACAUAGUGUUGGUUUUAAACAAAUGUGACCUUGUGUCUGAAUCUGUAACUCGAAAAUGGGUCAAAAUUCUUUCCAAAGAAUUCCCUACCCUCGCUUUCAAAGCUUCCAUAAAACAUUCUUUUGGAAAAUAUUCGUUAAUCGCGUUACUUCGCCAAUAUGCUAAGAUGCUUUCUAACCGAAAACAUGUGUCUGUUGGAUUGAUCGGAUUUCCUAACGUCGGUAAAAGCAGUCUAAUUAAUACCCUUAGAUCAAAACAAGUUUGUAAUGUUGCGCCGAUUCCAGGAGAAACCAAAACAUGGCAGUACAUUGAACUCAGCAACCGCAUUUAUAUAAUUGAUUGCCCAGGUAUCGUUCAUGGAAUAGGCCAGUCUACCCUUACCGACAACCAAAAAGUAAUUCGUGGAGUUGUGAGGGCGGAAAAAUUACUUGAACCAGAACAAUACAUUCAAGACAUAGUUGAUCUUGUCGGCUAUGAAAAGUUUGUUAAACACUACAACCUAGACGUGAAACUAGAUGAACCGAAUAAGUCUUCCGAAGAAUUGCUCACACUCAUGGCGAUUAAACGAGGUAAACUUGGAAAAGGCCAAGUACCAUUGAUAUCUCAAAUGGCAGUAAAAGUAAUUUAUGAUAUACAAAGAGGGAAACUGCCCUACUUUGUUCCACCACCAAGCCAGAAAGAAGAAACCAGUGAUAAAAAUAUCGAGCAUCUAUCUGGAAUAGACCUUUUAUUCGAUUGUGCAAACGUUGCAGUGGAUACAAAUAUCGAAAAUGGGCUUCAAGAAAAUAAAAUUGAUGAUGUUCCGCAGAUUGAAACUUUUAAAAACGGCACUCUCAAAGAAACAUCUAGUAAUGAAACAGUAGAUUUUAGUAUAGAUAGCGAUACUAUAGCAGCAACAAAAUAA